Molecule: messenger RNA, 415 nt
Organism: Drosophila busckii
Lineage: Eukaryota; Metazoa; Arthropoda; Insecta; Diptera; Drosophilidae
Product: ejaculatory bulb-specific protein 3
Exons: 2
Coding region: 16-351 (111 amino acids)
Source: RefSeq, a predicted model, not a curated record
AAGAACACUAGUAGCAUGUUUUCGCUAAAUGAAAAUCGAAAGCAUUUUCUCAGUUUAAUUUUCCUUUUGAUAAUUCUAAUUUCAACCAAUGUUGACGCUGAUGAGAAGAAUAUAAACAAAUUGCUAAACAAUCAAGUAAUUGUUAGUCGUCAGAUAAUGUGUAUUUUGGAAAAAAGCCCAUGUGACCAGUUGGGGCGACAGUUAAAAGCUGCACUUCCAGAAGUUAUAACUAGAAAAUGUCGAAACUGUUCGCCUCAGCAAGCCCAAAGCGCUCAAAAGCUGAUCGCGUUUUUGCAAGCCCGUUAUCCCGAUGUUUGGGCUAUGCUUGUUAGAAAAUAUCAGACUGUCUAAAGUGCAUGCGUAAUAUUAUAUUCCAGUUCUAUGCACAGUAAUAAAAAAUGACUUAACUUAAUAA